Messenger RNA from Neoarthrinium moseri, 2430 nucleotides. RefSeq lists its product as uncharacterized. The transcript has 2 exons. Bases 1 to 2430 code for a protein of 809 amino acids. Lineage: Eukaryota; Fungi; Ascomycota; Sordariomycetes; Amphisphaeriales; Apiosporaceae. The record is from RefSeq and is a predicted model, not a curated record. Gene Ontology annotation, biological process: vesicle-mediated transport. Gene Ontology annotation, cellular component: Mon1-Ccz1 complex; intracellular membrane-bounded organelle.
AUGACACUGCCGGCCUCGCCCCAACCCGCCUCCCUCGUCCCCGCCCAGGUCGGCUUCCUCGCCAUCUUCAACCCGACCCUGGGUGCCACAGACGAGACCAUCGAUGACCAGAUCGUCUACUAUGCCUCGGUGAACUCCCAGUCCCAGACGGCCGCCUCGCCGCGCCGCCGCCACCGCGGCUCGCAUGCCCGCCCGACCGAGGGCAUUUCCCACGACGAGCGCAAUGAGCGACUGCGCCAGAUCGGUCUGGCCCAGGGCAUGGUCGACUUUGGUCGCGACUUUGCCGACGGGAGGUCUGUGGACACAAUCGACACCGAAAAGGCUCGCGUCGUGUUGCGCGAACUGGAGCCCGGCUGGUGGAUUCUUGCUUCGAUCGACUUGACCAAACUACCGCUUCCUCCCCGGCUAGGUGCUGCGGCGAAAGACGACGCAUCGGAUAACUUCGAGUAUUCCUCCCGCGAGGUCAAACCUGCAACACUCCUCCUGCAGGAUCUGUUGCGCGCCCACUCGACCUUUCUGCUGCACCAUGCCGCGUCUCUCAGCGCACUCUUUGUCAAAACCAAGAGGACCAAGUUCGUUGCCUUGCUGAGCCGCUACUGGGACCUCUUCCUGUCGACUUGGAGUGUGAUGCUCCGUGGCAACCCCGCUUGCAGCAUGUAUGGCGGAAUAAAGAUAGCGGCCUGCGGCGAACUUGGCGUAGGUGUAGGUGAGGAAGAAAGGGGUAGCGGCGAGCGCGAGGUCCUCGAGGGCUUCGUCGACAGAGUCGAAGGACUUGUAGACGUGGUCGUCGCCAAAUUCGGGGAUGCAGAUCCAGAGGGUUCAUCCCCGAUAAAGGGGUCUGACGACCCCUCGGCAAAAUGGCUAGGUACGGGAGAGGAGCCAGGCGCUGAAGAUGGGGCCAUCUUCUUAGGUGUCGGCGCUCUCUCCAGCAAAUCGCUUAGGGAUGUGUUUUUCUGGAUGGAGGACGUGUACACCUGGGGCGAGGAUGCUUAUGGUGUCAAAGACAGCCCGACCUCCACAAGGGUCAAGGCGAAGAGACAGAGACUCAAAUCCGUGAGCGGCAAGACUGAUCCUCCAGCGCAGCCCAGUCAGCACGCUGGAGAUGGGGGCGCUACUGCGACUGACGACCAAACUUCGAAGGACAAAGGGACUGCAGAACAAGAAGCCGCUGCUGCAGAUGAUGGUGGAUCAAGCAAGCUCAUGCAUUACUUGAAGCUGGGCUAUGGUACUCACUGGUCGCUGGGAGGCUCUGAAGCGCCUGGUCAGGGUGUUCAGGGAGCGCAGGCAGGCCCAGAACGGCCGAAAAUGGAGGCGAGAAGCUCAUCAAGACCGUCUGUAAGCGCCAGCGCGGGCCACUAUCUCAUCGGACUUCAGGGCGAUGUCGAGAGUAACACUACGGAAAGCGAAGGAACCGAUGGGGAAGACCUCGAUUCUCGUACUCUCGUACGAACUUUGACGGUCGAAUUAGAAAGUGAGGCGCUUGGUCGCGCUGAAGAGGACAUCCAUCAAGACCUAGGUAGCGGUGAUCAUGAGCUCGCGACUUCCAAAUCUGGCCGCAAAGACUUUGCCAACACGGCCUCACAGUUUGACAGCCAGGAUCGCAACAAGGCAAAGAAAAUGCGGGUGGUGGUCUAUGUCAGCAAGCCCUUCGUCUAUACCUUUCUGUUCCAGAACCGAACGGAUUCCCUCGCCUGGGAUAGCCUCUACAAGAAGCUGCACUACCAACUCGAACCACUCCGCAGGCCUCUCGCUCUAUCGACGUCCUAUCGUCCCGAGAAGCCGGACGCCGGCUCUGCAUCCAGCCAUAUCUUCGAUUUGAUCUGGGACCCUCGGACCCUGACCAUUCACUCGACUAUCCCGAACAUACCAGAUCCACUUGCUAUAGUCCGUUCGGAAGAGAGUCAGCGGUCCGUUUGGACUCGGAUCGAGGCUAUAAGUACGCACACGCAAAUCCUGCAGACCUUCUCCGGCACCCGUCAGGACACUACUGAGGUCGAGCGGACCUGCAAGACUAACCGUGGAUGGUGGGUCGUAUGGACGCGCAUAACGGAGGCGAGAGACAUUCCUGCUUCCGGUGGUGGAGGCCCGCCGCAGCUGCCCUCCGAGAGCAGUCAGGACUCAGCGGUAUCGGCGGAGACGGUCGAGUCCACCUUCAGCGCCUUUCCAUCGCCGUCCCCCGCCGCCGCCGAUUCCGACGCCCGCCAAGGCGGCCCAGGGACCGCUGCCAGCCGCCGGAGACAGAGGCAGCCCGGGGUCUCCAAGGAGAUCUUCCUCAUCCGCCGCGCCGGCGAGGGCGCGUCGAGAGGCCGCAGCCUCUCCCAGAUCUCGGAGAUGAAGGAGGGCUGGGGCGAUGGCGCCAGCCGCCUGGCACAGGGCAUCGGGGUUGAUACAAAGAAGUACAUUGAUGGCUUGUUGAGCUUGGCUCACUAG